AAGCCGUCGUGCCUCGAAUGGCGGGUGUGCCACGCGCCAGGAAGCGCGGCCCGUGUCCCCUGUGUCUGUGCCCCGCCCCGCCCGGCGGCGGCCGCGAUGGACCGGGACGUGUCAUGGGUUGCCCAGAUGCAGGAGGAGUCGGCGCCUGGGUGCCAGGACGAGCACGUCCGUCACCGCGCGGAUACAAUCUAUCGAGGGGGGGACGGCGGAUUUGCUACUCAUGGCCGGUCGAAUUAUCUCCAUGCAAACAGGGUUCGCUAUGCUGGAGUCGGCCUUCGCUCGGCCCAUGAAUUCGGCCAACAUUAUGAUGAAGAAUCUCUUCGAUUUAUUCUUGGGGGCACUCGCAUUUUAUUGUUUCGGCUACGAGGUAGCCUUCGGGGAGCAGUCCCAACUUGUUGGAGACAGCCAGUUUGAUUUUGCGUUGUGGUUUAUUCAUUUUUCCUACGCAACGACCGCUGCAACAAUCACCAGCGGGGCUCUGUCAGGCCGGGUUGCCUUCAUGCCGUAUUUGUUAUUGUCCAUCGUGACAACGGGCAUCAUUUACCCGGUGGUCGUUCGGUGGACGUGGGGUGGAGGUUGGCUAGGUGAGUGGGGCUUCGUUGACUUUGCGGGUUCUGCUGUUGUGCACAUGGUGGGUGCAGUCAGCGCCUUGGUUGCUGUUUGCAAAUGUGGCCCCCGAAUCGGGAAGUAUCCGCAGUAUCGGCCUUGGAAAGGACUUUCGCGUAAGGUGUGGGUCGAGCACAACAAGCCAGAUUAUUAUGAGAUGCCAAUGGUAAGUGCCGAGCGAGCCAUUUAUUCCCGAAUCAAAAUGGUAAACAACCCAACGCAGCUCCUUUUCGGCAUUUUCCUUCUAAUUACUGGCUUCCUCGCGUUCAAUCCCGCGUCCACUUUCUCCACCACCGCCAGCUCUGAUUUGGUGGCCGCGAAGAGCACAGUAGUUACACUUCUCAGUGCCUCUGGAGGAUCACUGGCAUGUUUCGCGGCUUCCUUAGUCCGCACGCGCACACUGAUCGUAAGCGUACCAGACCUGACGACUGCAGUGCUAGGCAGCAUGGUGGCAAGCUGCGCGUGCUGCGACGUCGUGUCGCCGCUGGUUGGGGUCGGAGUGGGUUUUGUGGCUGCAUGUCUGGCUCUUUGGUGCCAGUGGUGGCUCAACGAGCACCAGAUCGACGACGUUGUGGGCGCGGUGGCUGCCCAUGGCCCGCCGGGUAUCUGGGGAGUGGUCAGCGUUUCGCUGUGGGCGCAGCCAGGCUGCCACAGCUCGUUGCGCGGCUUGGCUUUCGGUGGUGGAACGCAGGCUUUGAAGCAUCUGGGCAUACAGGUCACGGGCAUCGUGGCGCUCAUCGGGUUUGUGGCAGUUGCCACCUACUUGACCGUGGUCAGUAUCGACGUGAUGAUCGGCUUCCGCAGCAGCCGUGCGUCCGAGCUCAUCGGGCUCGACUUCAUGGAGCACCGCUUCGACGAUGGCAGCUUUGGCACAGACCCAAACAAGGUCACGGUGAUCUCCGAGUCGGCAAUGCGAGAUUGUCUGGCACGGCGCGUGGUCCGAAAUCUGUCCCCCAUGAAGAGCUACAUAACCUACCAUUCCCCGUCAAAGCAUAACCAUUCACCAUCAAAAACACACGAGCACAACCAUGCCACAUCAAAGGCUUCCGAGCAUGGCCAGUCGGCGGACAAGAUUCCGCCGAAGGCUCCCGCCGCUGAGCCAGUGGCAGACCAUACGCUCGAGAGGAUCCCCGACGAACCUGGAACUGGUCAGCCGAGCGUGGCUCCCGCUGCCGGCGCUCGCAGCAGCACGUCAGAGGUGCUGGACAGCAGUAAUCUAGCUUCUGAGGAGGCGCUGGCGCACGAAGUCGCCGCUCUGCGGGCCACCGUGGCAGCUCUCGGGGAGCAGUUGAGCAUCUUGAGAGCAGCUGCUGGCGCUGCUCCUAGGCGUCCGAGCGAGUCAGGCGCUUUUGGUGGUGUUGGCGAGUUCGCCGAAAUGAGCCGUAUGGCCUCAUUACGCGAUAUGUUUGCCGAGGCAAGCAGCCAGAGGUGAGCCCAACCCUAUCUUUUGGUUCUCUUUCGCCUCGCACGGCUGCUUUCCCUUCACAGCUGAGUCGCAGCAUAAUGUUCUCUGACGAGACAGACAGAAGAGGACAGAUACAGAAGAGACGGGGUGGUUUAAGAUGAUAGUGGCUUCAGGACGGCAGACGCGCGCACUGGUCUCAGGCGUAGCUGGUCCAAGUGAGACGCGUAAUGGGUACGUUGUGGUUCUGUGUGGCUGGAGCCAGGGUUCGGAGUUUCGAUGUAUGUCUGUGUAAUGCUCGAUGUGUUUUUCGAGCAGAUUCCAGCAUCCGCAUGUGAUCUGUACUGCCAUCUCAGCCGUCAGGAGCCAAACAUGGUUGACGUUUCGGCAGCCCGCUGUCUAUAAUUGAAUUCAUGGUGUGUCGAGCACACCGAGGUGUGUGGAGCACACCUUCGCUGGUGCGGCGUGCGAGGGUUCACACAUCCGCAUGCGUCUGUACAGGCAGUUCACCUAAGAAGGCUGCCCACUUGCGAUUUCUUCAGAGUUUGUCUUCUCUUCUCUCUUCCUCCUCUGAGCCCCUCGCUUUGCCAGUGCGUGCGGCUUUUGGACGCAUGUGUCAGAUCACCGUGUUUCUGCACAUGUGCCACUGCGAUGUCGACCAGAGCUUCGCCCCGGCUCCGCGGUUUUUGUCCUGGUGUAAUGUCAGGGCUGAUAAUGACCGACUUUCGACAAAUGCUGGCAAUCUGAGCUGCCCAUGGAUGCAGCCGGUCGAAGCGCAUGGUGGUUCGAGCUGAAAAUGGCGCCAGCGGUC
Prorocentrum cordatum is the source of this 2819-nucleotide messenger RNA. NCBI's taxonomy places the organism in Eukaryota, Dinophyceae, Prorocentrales, Prorocentraceae. The record is from the annotation of a GenBank genome assembly.